Vollenhovia emeryi is the source of this 2433-nucleotide messenger RNA. RefSeq names its product WD repeat-containing protein 37 (gene Wdr37). The record is from RefSeq and is a predicted model, not a curated record. The transcript has 6 exons. Lineage: Eukaryota; Metazoa; Arthropoda; Insecta; Hymenoptera; Formicidae. Gene Ontology annotation, cellular component: preribosome, large subunit precursor. Gene Ontology annotation, molecular function: protein binding. The coding region runs from base 576 to 2111 and encodes 511 amino acids.
GCGCGGUUCUCCGCAUUUAUCUACAUACAUCAAUUCACUGCGCGUGUAGAACGCAAUAAACAUGGUGCUCGGUAUCGAUGAGGAGAGGGAAGACGUGCCACGACGUACCGAAAAUAAAUGCAAGAUUCUGCGGACACGAAUUUUCAGUCGAUAACUGCUCUGACGUGGAAAGAACGCGCGACGAUCAGCGACAGGAUCGUAAAUAAGCUACGUGUCAUUCGAGCUUAAUUAUCUUGCUGCUUGAAAUAGCUAAGCUAUCUCCCAUCUCGAAGAAAUAGACUUCGGUAAACGAUAAUCUCGCGUAUCAUCGAAGACACAUUCUUUUCUGAGAAAACCAGCGGUGAUCUCGGGUGCAGUCAACGUAAUGGUAUCGCUCGGAGAAGCGCGACGUGAGACAGGAUCAAUGUUUGAGAUCGUACCUGCAAAAUGGUUGUGUACAGCAAGCUUGAUCAGUAAUGCAGGCCGCAGUCCUGCAUUAAAGUCAGAGUGAUCGGCGAUGUGUGCCACGGGGACAAAUCACUGAGACAUGCUGAGACUUGUCUGCCGUUUGUGUCAUUUUUGUUAAGUGACGAGUCAUGCCCGGCGAACCACCAGCCACAGCUGGAAGUAAAUCCAGCAGCAAGGCAAAGAGGAUCUCCAUACCUCGUGUACAAAGUAGCACUGACACAGAAUUACAGUCGCAACAGAGCCAGAGCGGCUCGACCCCGCUGCAACCGACUGCGUUGCACUAUGUCACCUUCCGUUCCGAGUUAGAGGACAAUAAUCCUAUCCCACCGGCCCUGCGAUGCCGUUUGUAUGAUCUCUUUCAACAAAUUGAAAAAGAAUUUGAAAUGUUAUACACAGAAAAUCUUGGGCUGCAAGAGAAAAUUGACAUCUUAAAUGACAGACUUGAGAGAGAGUGUUAUGGGUCGGGUGAGCGCAGCUUGCCUCCUGGAGACCUCACAGAUUAUCCGGAAACAAAAAAUCUGUCUAAGCAGAAAUCAAUGGGUGCGAACUCGGCGCAAAAGAUUAAAACUUCUCACAAGUUAAAAGCACAGACUAGUAAGAUAGUAUCGAGCUUUAAAACCCCGUCUAUGACUUGCACCAUGCAAAGAGAGUACGUAGGUCAUCGAGAUGGUGUGUGGGAGGUGUCUGUGGGCAGAUCGGGUCAACCCAUCGUAGCAACUGCCUCUGCCGAUCACACAGCGCGUAUAUGGGCAAUAGAUAACAGUCGGUGUCUGUUACAAUACAUCGGUCACAGUGGAUCCGUCAACUCUGUUCGAUUUCAUCCAAAUAGAGAACUGGCUCUAUCGGCGAGUGGCGAUUGCUCCGCUCACGUAUGGCAGGCAGCCGUUGAUUGGGACAUGCCGAAAAGAGUACCGUCGUUGGAAGAAAUGUCGGUAGUCAGUUUGGAACGAUCCGCCGUUAAUAAUAUCAGUAAUAACGACGAGCAAGACGAUCCUCCAACUCUAAGGACGCCGAUACGCGAGCUUCUAGGUCAUACAAACGUUGUAAUGGCUGCGGAUUGGCUCUCUGGUGCUGAACAGUUGGUCACAGCUUCUUGGGACAGAACGGCGAACUUGUACGACACAGAAACCGGCGAGAUUAUACACACGCUAUGCGGACACGAUCAAGAAUUGACCCACGUGUCGACGCAUCAUACGCAGAAGUUGUGCGUUACGUCCAGCAGAGACAAUACAUUCCGAUUGUGGGACUUUCGAGAACCGAUACACUCGGUGUCGGUGUUUCAAGGUCAUACAGAAACUGUGACGUCCGCAGUCUUUACGAGAGAAGACAAAAUUGUAUCCGGCUCGGAUGACAGAAGCGUAAAAGUAUGGGAAUUGCGUAACAUACGUAGUCCAUUAGCGACAAUACGUGGGGAUAGUGCUGCUAAUAGACUAUCAGUUUCUAGUACCGGGACAGUGGCAAUACCACAUGACAAUAGACAAAUACGUUUAUUUGAUCUGAGUGGUCAACGUUUGGCAAGGUUACCUAGAACCAGUAGACAAGGUCAUCGUAGAAUGGUGUGCUCUGUCGCUUGGUUAGAAGAUAACAGUGUAUGUAAUUUAUUUUCUUGUGGUUUCGAUAGACUAGUAUUAGGUUGGAGUGUUCUUCCCGUUAAAGAUGCUUAAAUAUCAAAAACUGUGUGGUUUUAUCAGGUAUUUUGUGUCAUGUUAGUGUGAUAUUGGGAAUAUUUAGGUGCAAUGUAGAAAUGGAAGUACAUAUGUAACCAUACAGUAAAAAUCCAGCAAUUAAUCCAAUCAAAGAUCCUCCCCUUCCGCUCUUGCAGACAACUGCGAUAGAAAAAAAAAUACCAAGAUAUAUGUACUAUUAAACAUUGAUCAAAGAUAAAUUAUAAAUAGAUAUAUGUACUAUUAAAUAAUUGAUCAAAGAUAAAUUAUAAAUAGAAUGUGAAUUUUGAAGUUGCAAUAAAACUAUGAAUGUCUUAUGUAA